This is a messenger RNA of Suillus subalutaceus, 1602 nucleotides long. RefSeq lists its product as uncharacterized. Bases 1 to 1602 code for a protein of 533 amino acids. Lineage: Eukaryota; Fungi; Basidiomycota; Agaricomycetes; Boletales; Suillaceae. The transcript is spliced from 8 exons. The record is from RefSeq and is a predicted model, not a curated record.
AUGCCUAUUGUUUGGGAGCAGAAGUAUGAAAGGCAAGUCAAUUCCAGCAAUGGUUUGUCUGCCAGACUCCGGCCAGUACCUACAGUGCAUAGCACAGCAGUGAUCCUGGCCAGUAAUAUGUGUCAGCUGAGUCCUGGCCGGUACCUCUUGUGGCUUUUUAUGAGAAGAUUUGUGGUAGAUGGAGACUUUACUGCUCAGCACAUGAACAUGCGACAACCUCAGCUUAACAUCUUCCUCUCAGAUGGUUUAGGUUAUAUGGUAACAGACACAGAUUACCAAGCUCACUUGGCUUCAGCUACGGAGAGUAAAGAGGUGAAUCAAGUUGCUUUGCAUUAUUAUUCUAUUUGCAAUGCCAUUAAGCAUGCUGCUGGCAACAUUGACAACUCCCUGAUCAUCUAUGAUGUGGGGUGCCAGUGGAGCCUUAACUUCGCUCAACGAGUUGACAACUGCCCUGGCUUGGCACUCCCAGACAACACCGAGAUUGUGGCUGCAGUGGGGAAAUUUCACUUGAGCGCUCAUAAACUUGCCUGUUUUGCUAGAUACAGCUUAAACUUCAUUCAAGGAGCUGGGCAAGUUGAUGGGGAAAUUUUGGAGACACUUUGGGCUCCCUUUAACAAGAUAUCUCCCACGGCAUGUUCUAUGAGCCAAUCCCAUCGUCAAGAAAUUCUUGAUGAUCAUAUGUGUAACUCAAAUUGGAAGAAACUUGUCAAAAUAGAAAGUACAAAACAGGCCAACAAGGGCAUUGAAGACACUAGGGUGCCAUUUGAAGAGCUCACAGGAUCUUUGGAUGUCAUCAAACUAAAGAUAGAUAAAGAGGAUUCACAGGAUGCACUCAGAGUAGCUAUUCGGCAGCUUCCAAACGAAGCAUCUGCGGUUCAAAGGGCUGCAGUUCAAGUGAAACGACAAAAACUGGCUGCACGUAUUUCAAAAUUUCAUGAAAUUGCUGAUGCUAUGACAGAGGGCAUUGAAGUCCAUGCAGGUACUGAGCACAUGGAUGACAGCAGAUUUUGCACUACAGAUGUGGUAGAGGAAGUACCGGAGGCUGCAGAUAUUGAAGAUGUGUUGGAAGAUAUUGAUGAGGAAGUUCCUGCAGAAGCCAUGGGCAUUUGGAUGCCAUCUUCAGUGCCCCGAAAUGAGGCUUUAGCCCUGGGCUUGCAUGCUCUGCAAGCUGAAGAACUGGAGUUACGAAAGGGUCAAGCAAAUGAUUGCUUGGAAAAGUUACGGCAGGCUCUUGGUCAUAAAGCGAUAAUUUACUGUCAACAUUUCCAAAGCGCAGAUUCCACAUGGACAGGAACCAGGUCAAAGCAGGAGGCUUUACAAUGUCAUAUCAAAAUAGAGAAGUGUGUCCGAAGGUAUCAAAGGGCAAGGGGUUUGAUGCAGAGACUAGGGGCUGAUGAAGAUACUCUGAGGACGAUUUAUCAAGACAUUCAGCCACACCAGCUCAGUGUGGACAAGGAAGUGACAGAAGAGAACAGAUAUGGGCAGGGAUCAGACAGACUGGCUUGGUUUUGGAGAGUCAACAAUGGUCAUGAUACACAGGAAGAUGUGUGGAUGGAUGAAUUGACAGGUAUUAGUCUACAGGGUAAAUUAGUUGAAAGCUAA